Messenger RNA from Protopterus annectens (West African lungfish), 993 nucleotides. Its product is annotated as DNA dC->dU-editing enzyme APOBEC-3D-like. Lineage: Eukaryota; Metazoa; Chordata; Ceratodontiformes; Protopteridae. The transcript is spliced from 5 exons. Gene Ontology annotation, molecular function: cytidine deaminase activity; RNA binding. Bases 100 to 612 code for a protein of 170 amino acids. The record is from RefSeq and is a predicted model, not a curated record. Gene Ontology annotation, biological process: cytidine to uridine editing. Gene Ontology annotation, cellular component: nucleus; cytoplasm.
AACAGAUUUUGGUAUCUCUCUCCUUACUGCAGGCAGAUCCUGAUAAUCUCUUAGAACAUUUUAUCGACAGUGGUUUAAAUUGUAACCUUUUAAAAAACGAUGGAAAGGAUAAAUAAGAGUAUAUUUAUGGAGCAUUUCAAAAAGGGCACAUGGACAAAGAAUACAUACAUAGUCUCUGAACUGACCAGAAGGAAUGGAGAUGUAAUUGCUGAUCAGUUUACACUUCAAAAUAGAAUCCAUGCUGAGAGUCAGUGUAUCACUCGCUUAAAACAAACUAUCUCUGUGGAUGAAGUCGUUUCAUUGACUUGGUACAUAUCAUGGACACCUUGCAAUGUCUGUGCAGAUGAAAUAAUAGCCUUUCUUCAUCAAUAUCCCAAUGUGACUCUACAGAUACAUGCAGCCAGGGUAUACUACCAUGAAAAUCAACUUAUGAGAGAAGGCCUGAGAAGGCUGAGAGAUAAUAAUGUGGCCAUAAGUAUUAUGGGAUGGAGAGACUAUGUCUCACUCUGGCAAACAUAUGGAGAUAGUACAGAAGAAAUAAGACGAAAUGAAGUAUAUGAAGGUAAUCCCCUGGACUUUGAAGACAUACUGACUACAAUUCUACAGCAGUAAAUGAAGACAAAUGAAGCUGACACCAGGCGCUGUUACUUAUAUUGUCUACACAGAAAUAAUGAAAUGAAACAAAAAUCUUAUUUGAAGAAAUUGUCUUUUCACUUGUGUAUGAAACUUCUCUUUCCUGCAGAAUAUUGAUUUCUCUCAAUUAAAUUUAUAGAAACAGGUGUGCGUGAUCAUUGUGGGAAAAACAAUCAUGUUAUUUAAAAUACUUAUCAGUGUAUUUGUAAUUAUGUUGUCUCUUUAUUUUACUUCUAAAUUAGUUUUAUCUCCUGGGUGCUGGCAGUCAUUCAUAAUUAAUUGAUACAAUCUUAUGAAAACAUGAAAUGUUACUUUUGUGUUUUAAUUGAUGAUUUAAAUAAAAUAUAUGGUUCAAAAAUC